This is a messenger RNA of Exophiala mesophila, 3543 nucleotides long. RefSeq lists its product as uncharacterized. The transcript has a single exon. NCBI's taxonomy places the organism in Eukaryota, Fungi, Ascomycota, Eurotiomycetes, Chaetothyriales, Herpotrichiellaceae. Bases 887 to 3193 code for a protein of 768 amino acids. The record is from RefSeq and is a predicted model, not a curated record.
ACCCACUGGCAUCUUCUGUGUGAUCACAAAUCUCCCCCAACCCUAAACAGAUUCUUGCACUGGCCGCAUUUUCCCUCACGCUUCCGCUCUCCCACUCUUGAAGCUUGUCACGCCGCCCCUCAGAAGUCCACUCACUCCAAGCCCCCAAGCAGGACGAGCACCCACCCUCUUCACCGAAGCCCCCUCUCAACUCAGGACUUCGAUAUGUCAUCCAGGUUGCAACCUGAGUGACUUGCCCUCGGCCCUCACAACUUUGAACCCACCCUGGCCCUUCUUCGCCUAACCUCUUCCCCUCCCACCAACAAACACUUCCCACUCGACACACACACACAAAUUGCCUGCAUAACCACCGCCUGCACCCGCUUUCGCCCUUCGCCUACCGCUUUCUUCCUAUUACCACCUCACUUUUCUUCCUUCUACCCUUCUUCCCUUCUUCCAUUCCACUCACUCUCAAUCGCGUAAGCAGAUUGCAGAGCCAGCACAUUCUAUCUGCCGACUGUUUGCCAUCUUGACAACCUGCUUGGACUUCUAAUACUCUCCCGACUGCGAGUCUUUCACAUCGCUCAAACCCUCCCAACGCCACACUACUACGCGCGCUUCUGCCAGACCACCACUGCAGCUUCCUAUUCUCCUUCUCACCUGAGCAUCUGUUCUCAACCUUCAAGCACCCAAUCAUGUCUAGAUACCUAUUAUAACAUAUCUGGGCCGAUUCUGGGCCGGAACCCCCUAACUACCAUAAUCCCCUCAACUCAAGGGUGUAACUGCAGUUACUUCCCAACCGCACCACCUUAAUCUCGGAUCUGGUCAAUAUACAUCUGGCAAGAACUGAGAUAUUGAUCCAUUCCCUGAUCGUCUCUUUGCCUCGUUCGAGCUUCUCUCAGCGUACAUGGCUCAUCACCAGAAACAUCCGAACGACACCCAACGUACGGACAGCACAAUGCAGAGCCUAUUCAAGAUGUUCAACCUCUCCAAUACUCCCACCGUUCCCCUCGACGAGGAUGAACUCAGUGCCGAAGCCGACGAACCCCCAGACGAUCAGAUCUCCCCCUUGACCAAUAUCUCAAACGCUACGAAAAACCCCAUGUAUAGCAAAAGCAUGGCUCCAUCCCGACCGAAUCCUCGCAGAGAAUCUCUGUUGACCCGCGCUAUCAUGGCCGAGUCAAGACCGGAAGAGUCUGUACACCCCUCCCGCGGUCUCUCAACAACCUCCUCCCACAGCACCGCCAGUAUGGCAUCUACUGCGGAACUGACGAGCGACGGAGAUGUCACGAGCCAGUCCCGUUCAGCAACCCCAAGCCCUCCGCCCCCUCCUGGUCGAUUCCACAACCUCUUGAACAUGAAGAAACUAGACACUCGCUCCUCAAAGGUUCUCAUCGCCCCUGUCACAAAAGACGACAAGCCUGCUGUAGCAGAUGUCGGCGAGGCCGCAAUUGAGAAGACCCUGGGACGAAAGCGAUGUAUCAUGUUUGCCUGCGGUGGUACAGACUCUGAACAUAGCAAAGAAAACUUGGCAUCCAAACCCAAACCUCCCGAACCCGAACCCGAACCGCCAAAACGGAAAUGUGCUUUGACAUUUGCCUGCCCCACACGAACUUCCUCAUCCCAACGCGUCAAAAGCCCUGGCAUGAAGCCCGCGAAUAAGACCAAAUCCAACCGGGCCCCCUCGCCUGUGCCCAUGUCACAUCCAAAGUCCAGCCAAGAAUCUGUUGACCUUUCAGGUCGUUCAGCUGACACCGCAGUGGCUGUCCCAACACACAAGUCUGGCCAUCAUUCACCUCACCUUUCCUUUCACGAGUUUGGCAGUUCCCACGACGAGACUGAUGCUUGGGUUGAUCGACCUUCCACACACCGACAAAAGCUCACUCUUGACGAUUGCAUGAAGAAAGAAAAUCACAUCCGUCAACUUGGGAGAGAUGCAGAAGAGGAAGCGGAAGAGGAAGAGCGCGAACAGGAGGAGCUCGACCUCGAGAACGACAACUACAAUGACGAUGAUUUUGCUCCGUCGGAAGAAGGCUCAGAUGAUGGAAACGAGUCCGACGACGAAGGAGGAUUUGCCAGCUCUGACGAUGACAGUGACGGCGGAUCCGAGUAUCAGUUCUGGGCUCCGUCAACGACCACUGCCGCAACAAGUACCGAUCAUCUUCCCCUCAGCCAUUUCAGUUCUCGUCAACGUUCCCAAGCCAGUUCCCUCGAGUCUUUGCCCAACCUCAGCAGCCCUAAGAUGCACUCCAUGGUGAGACCUCCUCAUCUGCAUGGACAACGUCGUCAUUCUUCGUCCAAGGCGAUACGUAUGAGACCUGGAACUCCUGAGCUUCCCGACAGCACGGAUUUUGUCUGUGGAACUCUGGACGAGGAUCGACCCCUAGAGGCCGCUUACAUCUCCUGCCGAGAACAGAGGAAGCGCUUGAAGCAUAUUCCAAUUCCUCAAGAUAUCGAUCCAAGCUUCCCUACCACCGACCCUGACGAUAACGAAGAGGACGAAGACAUGAUCCAAGAGUCUCAAUUCAGUUCUGAAGGGCCUCGCUGGCUAGCUGAGCAGUUCCGUGAGUUUGACGAAGAAACUCGAGGUCGUCGUGGCUCGCCUGCGAUGCAUUCCAACUCGCCCCCUUCGUCGACUCCAUCGCUUCGCUUUGCUCAUAUGCCAAAGCCGACAGAACCUCGUCGAGGCUUGCAUCGUUCGCCCCCACCAAGAAGACUGUUUGGUCAUUCUCCGGCCCGUCUUCGAUCACCUCCGCCAGCUCGUCUUCGAUCUCCCAGAGGAUCGCCCACUGGUGUCAAUUUCAACAUCCCCAAUAGACUUGGGAAUCGCGGCCUUGGGCAACGUCCGAACAUGGAGCGAACUGCGUCACUUCCUGACACACCCAACCCUUUCUUCCGCAAUUUCAAGAUUGGAAGUCCAUCAAUCUCCAACAUUGCCUCGGGAGCCGUCACACCAUCCACGGAGGAGCCUCCACGGAGUGACUUGCAUGUCAGAGGACCUGUCGACAUUGUCAUUGGUCUAGAGAAGAAACGACAAAAGCGCAAAGAAAAAUUCUGGCGUCAGCAUUGUCGCAAGGUUGCACGAGAGCAGGCUGGUCGUCGCCCGGCACCUGGACGUGGCGCGGAAAGAAUGAAAGAACUUGGUUUGGAGUGUGCCGAACGAAACAAAGGCUACGGCCUUGGUCCCCAGACUCAAUUGGUCCUCUCACUUUGAGAUGCCAAUCACAUUUACGUCGUUUUGACGAUUCAGUUCUACCACAGAUUGUUCUCGUUUCAGUCUGUGCCCCAGUUUCUAUCAUGACCAAGUUGCGAGCAACUGGCCAUGUUGACCAACCAGUAUCACGAACUCUUACGAUGACUUGGCUUAUCUAUGGUGAUGGUGUCUGAAGCGGACACUUUGUCACCCUGUUUUUUGGCCAGAGCGCGUGGUGUUGUCCCUUUGUAUUCAGAGCAUAGCGAUGGCGUUAUUCAACAAUUUAGCAUCGCAGGCCAUCAGCAUGGUCUUUGAAUAGUAUAGUUAAAGUCGAGCAGUACUCGAAUGAAUAUAUCACGUUAUAUUUGAUA